This is a messenger RNA of Pogoniulus pusillus (Red-fronted tinkerbird), 3953 nucleotides long. It is a transcript of the gene RNF138, whose product is annotated as ring finger protein 138. Gene Ontology annotation, biological process: double-strand break repair via homologous recombination; DNA double-strand break processing involved in repair via single-strand annealing. Gene Ontology annotation, molecular function: ubiquitin protein ligase activity; single-stranded DNA binding. Bases 472 to 1215 code for a protein of 247 amino acids. Lineage: Eukaryota; Metazoa; Chordata; Aves; Piciformes; Lybiidae. The record is from RefSeq and is a predicted model, not a curated record. The transcript has 7 exons. Gene Ontology annotation, cellular component: site of double-strand break; nucleus.
CAGCCCCGCCGGGCCGGGAGGCGAUCGCCAUGGAAACACAGGCCCCGGUCCCGCCCCUGUCUUCCCCCAGGAGAGCGGCGGCGACAGUGGCAGGGGGGUGGGUGCCGCCGGGAGCCCGGCCGGAGCUGCGGCUGGGCCGCUGGUGGCUGCGUUGCCCGGGUGCUGGAAGGUAGAUCUCGGGGCGGGAGCGCUUCCCGGGCCGGGGAAGGAAGGAGGGAGGAGGGAAGAAGGGAGAAGAGGGGCGGGACGCGCGGUGCUCAGGCCGGGCCCGCUCCUCCAUCGCCUCCGCCGCAGUCCCGGCCUCCCACCUGGUGCCAGGUGCCCACCCGCCAUCUUCUCCCGGACCCCCGGCGCCCGCAGCCCCUCGCCGUGUCCCGCGGAGGGCCCACGGGAGUGGAGCGGGGCUCAGCUCGUCAGGGCGGAGCUUGCUUCUCGUCCUCAGUCCUCACGGAGAGGCCCUGACGUGUUGCCAUGGCCGAAGGAGCGGCGGCGGCGGCGUGCUUCAGCGAAGAUGAUUUUUACUGCCCGGUUUGCCAGGAGGUGUUCAAAACGCCCGUGAGGACCGCGAACUGCCAGCACGUGUUUUGCAGGAAGUGCUUCUUGACAGCUAUCAGAGAAAGUGGAACACACUGUCCUCUCUGCCGGGGGAGCGUGACUAAAAAAGAAAGAACGUAUCCCAAAAGGGCUCUAGAUGUUGAAAACAGUAUGAAGAAAGCUUCUGGGGGCUGUAGAUGCUGUGAGAAGCAGGUUAGAUUUUCGUGGAUGAGACAGCAUUAUAAAACGUGUAAGAAGUAUCAGGAUGAAUAUGGUGUUUCUUCUGUUAUUCCAAACUUACAGAUUUCCCAAGAUUCAACAGGGAACAGUAGCAGGAGUGAUGCAAUAUCUGGUACUGCAGAGAUGGCUAAUAAUCAGAUCCUUCAAGGAGAAACAAGUGGACACCCAACCUUCAAAUGCCCUCUGUGUCAGGAAGCCAAUUUCACCAGACAGCGCUUGCUGGAUCACUGUAACAACAGACACCUUUACCACAUAGUUCCUGUAAUCUGUCCCAUCUGUGUGUCUCUUCCUUGGGCAGACACUAACCAGGUUACUAGAAAUCUUGUUAGCCAUCUAAACCUACGACACCGGUUUGACUACGGAGAAUUCGUGAAUCUUCAGCUUGAUGAAGAAGCCCAAUACCAAAAUGCAGUUCAAGAAUCCUGUCAUGUGAACUUUUAAAGUGUAGCCCCCACUUCGUCUUACUGAUUACCUGAGAGAAAAGUUACAUUAAUUCUGGUGGGGAUCUGAAGUGUCUGUUGAUAGAAAUGUAUUCAGUGUCCACUUGGCAGGCUUUUCUCUGUUCUCCUAAGGACUUUUCAUAAGUGAUUUUACUGAAACUCAGAUUUGACAUCUUUACUGAGAUCUCUCCCUGUGGAAUUAGGGACUUCUUGGGAACAUCUCACUGUUGUCUUGACAGGCUUAACUUUACUACUCUGUAAUUGUACAGUUUCUUUUAUUAAUCAUGUUUUAAUUCACCAAAACCAGCUUUGACAGUACCUUUAGAAAGACAUGCAAAGAUGCUCUGUUGCACUGUUGAGUUCCUUUAAGUUCAGUUGUUUGCUAAGAUACCUCUGAAAUGAUAACAGUUUUUAUUUCCUCCCCUCCUGCCCAGGGACAAAGUUUUGUUUGUUGUGAUUCAGUUUUUACCAUUACAAUUGUGUGAAUGAAAACAACUUCAGAAAUAAAAAUCUUUGUUUCCCAUAGUUCAACCUGCAGAGCAGGGGCUGUUUCUUUUUGAUUUACAUUGAGAAAGAACAAUGCUAUUGCCUAGGAGUAAUUACAUCUAUUUUCUCCCCCCUUUGGAGCAUAACUGAAAUAGGAUACUUGCUUGCUAAAGUGAUGGGUGAGGAGCUUUCCCUGUGCUCCCAACUACUAAGGAAGAUGAAAUACAUUCUGAGCAAUCCAAGAUGACAUGCUAAAGGGAUGCUUUUUUCCUGUGUGUGACCAUCUAGUUUUUCCUUUUCUUGGAGCUUUUUGAGAACUUCUGUUCUUGCAUUUGGAAUUCAAGUUUCCAUCUGUUCUCUUUUUCCUGGAAGGCUGGCUAGCUAGAGAACUAAUUGGCUUCAGACCUACUGACGCUCAGAAAGGAACUUACUUUGUAAGACUGUUUAUAAGCUUGGACGUCUCUUGCAUCCAAAGGCUUGAAAAAAUACCUAAGAAGAAAAACUUGCUCUGAAAUAGUUGCCAGCAUGUUUUAAGAGUUUCUAUCCUAGAUUUCAGCAUGCCCAGCAAGACCAUCAUUAGAGAAAACAGAGCAAUAAUGCAAUUUGGACUUGAAGUGGAAAAUCUAUAUGUAAAAGAACUAAGUUGUUGGGUUUUUUUUUAACUUAAAUACUAAUGGAGAUGAGCUGCAUGACUUAAGCCAUUUCACAGCAGUGGAUAAAGCUGCACAGCUUACAUUUUGAGGUUUAAAGAAAGACUGUUCUGAAUCUCUACAUUUUAGGAUUGAUUCUUCAUCCUGUGUCACUCAUCUCCUGUUAUCACAUACUGUUCUUACUGGGUCUUGCAUACAUGGUAGAAAACAUUGCCAGUAAUUUUACAGGCCUGCUUGGUGAUUAAUGUGUAAUAACAUCAGUUGUGCAGCUGAAGUACAGUCUACUACUUCUGCCCUGGCUCCUAUUUGCUCUCCAAAGAGAAGUUUUUUCUUGAAAUACUGGGGUAUUCCAUAUUCCCAAACUGGUGAGGUUGAAGUGCCUCAUUCUGCGGUGUAAUGGGAGUCAGAACUGGUUCUAACACAGUAAGUGUUGGAAUGAAACCAUUCUGCACCUGGCUGAAAGCACAGCUGGCUGAAAUGCAGAACAAGUUGGCUAUUUCAGAAAUAAGAUUUUAUGCUUUCUAUAACAGCUUCAUGUUUUGCAUUUUGCUACUGGCUAAAUACAACAUUUUGAUCUUGUACUCCAGCUUCCCUCUCUGCCCCCAGAUUUUGUCUGUGUGUUUUCACUCGUGUGUCAGCUCUAGUGCUUGUGUGACCACAAACUGAUCAGAGUGGUUCACUGAUCCAACUGAAAAGCUUGUUUGGAUUUUUACUUUUGUUCUCUAAAGCCAAUUCUGAAAUGGUGCCCUUAGAAAGGAAUUCCAGGGUAGCCCAGUGCUAAAGUUUUAGCUUUUUGAACUCAAACCACAUCUCAUGGUGACUUUAUGACUGCAUUACCUUUCCUAAAGGAUUUAAUAGCUAGAUGUGGGUAUAGUUAACUUUUGUUUUUUAGAUUCAAUAAAAUAUAUGAUCUGGCAAUAAAUGCUUGCAGCCAAUACAGAUUCAGAACACCUCAUGGACACUGGAAAUAGUUAUUUCUAUUACUUGAACCUAUCUUAAGGAUUGCAAAUGAAAUGACAUCUCUUAAAACUCUGGGAAACAAAUUUUUCUAUAGCAAUAAUUAGUCAUCACUUGAUGUGUAGUUGCUGAGCAUUUUAGUCCUGUUAAAACGUUGGGAGACUUGAAUACACGUUUUAAAGCCACUGAUGUGUAUUAAUGCAAUAGCAAAAUAACCCAAACAAACCCAAACCCUUACAAAAUGUCUAUCCUCUUUAUUUCCACAUGUUAAAAUCUGUAUUGGCAGGUGCUGCCUUGCUUAAGACUUUCUACUUUUCAUACAAAACUUUUGCAUCCACUGCAUUCAGGAGGUGAGCAUUGACUGAAGAGGAAACUAUUCUGUGUCGAGAUGCUGCUGCUGGUCGUGAUCUUUCUCACUGAAGCUGAGACAUGCACAACAAGCUGUGCUUAUGAUGGGUGAUGCUUGCACUGGAAACGUGCAGUCAUCACCAGGGGAUGCCUGUUAAACUCUUUUCAUGUUCAUGUUGCAUUGUGUUUGGUUUCAAUGUUAUGUUUGAAUUGUACCUUCUGGGUUUUAUUUUCUCCUGUUAAAGUAUUUUAUUUUCUGUUUGUCUUUGUUGCAUAAUAAAGAUAUCAGUCUCCUUGA